Molecule: messenger RNA, 3386 nt
Organism: Vanessa tameamea
Lineage: Eukaryota; Metazoa; Arthropoda; Insecta; Lepidoptera; Nymphalidae
Product: ubiquitin-conjugating enzyme E2-24 kDa
Exons: 6
Coding region: 454-1035 (193 amino acids)
Biological process (GO): protein polyubiquitination
Cellular component (GO): nucleus
Molecular function (GO): ubiquitin conjugating enzyme activity
Source: RefSeq, a predicted model, not a curated record
AUGGCAACAUGCCGGUUUUUUAAUAAACAUGUCGGAAAGUGGUUGUGCAUUGUGAACUUGUGAAAAUAAUCUAUUACUCGAUACAUAUUUUUCAAAUAAAUACAAUCUUAGGUUAAAUAUAUCUACACUUGUGUUGGUGAGGGUAAUGUACAAAUGGACGAAAUGUGGUAGAAGAGGAUUGAAGCUCUAACAUCUUUAACGAAAACAGGCCAAAUCAACAUUUAUUUUUAGUAAGGCUGCCUAUUUGCGCUUUGCAGUUCGGAGCAUCUAACACGGAGUUUGAAUUAUUAUCAUAACACAAAUUGUACAUAUUCUGGAUGGGUUCCUUUGUCUUCUAUUGAUUGCAUUUUGGGAUACAUAUAGUUAUUAGAAUUGUCACAGUGGUUGGCCAAAAAAUUGUAAAUUAUCGGAUAACGCAAGCCCACAAGAUGGCCGACUGUUAUUCGUAAGAUAAUGUCUGGUGCAUCUGGUUCAUCAGGAAGUGGCACAGGACGCGGCAGGGGCGGAGGCAAUUCAAGCGGAGCUAUUGGGGAGAAUAAACCGGAAUCUAAGGAGAAUAAACCAAAUCCAAAAAUGUCGAAAGCACUUGGUACGUCUGCAAAAAGGAUUCAAAAGGAACUGGCUGAAAUCACUCUGGACCCUCCACCAAAUUGCAGUGCGGGACCAAAAGGUGAUAACCUGUAUGAGUGGGUUUCUACAAUCCUUGGACCACCAGGCUCAGUGUAUGAAGGUGGAGUCUUCUUUCUCGACAUUCAUUUCUCAGCAGAAUACCCUUUCAAACCUCCUAAGGUGACAUUCCGAACAAGGAUAUACCAUUGUAACAUCAACAGCCAGGGAGUGAUCUGUCUAGAUAUUCUUAAAGACAACUGGUCACCAGCUUUGACUAUCUCAAAAGUUCUUCUGUCCAUAUGCUCACUGUUGACUGAUUGUAAUCCAGCUGAUCCAUUAGUGGGCAGUAUUGCAACGCAGUAUCUUCAAAACAGAGAAGAACACGAUCGUAUCGCGCGCCUCUGGACCAAGCGCUAUGCGACAUGAUUGCUUUGCCUGCUACAUGGAAAACUAUCAUACUCAAUACCACUCUGUUUUAACUCCAUCCUGUUCACGUUAAUAUAAGCUAACAUUACCCAUUUACUGGUAUGCAUGUUUUUCAAUUGUUUUUUCGAAACACUUCUUAUUUUAGAUAUUUCUAAAUAUUACGAAAGUCUAUAAUAUUUAAAAGUAACUAUUUACAAUUUAAAACAUUGAAAAAAGUGCGUACCUUUAGAAUGGCUUGUCAAUAUUUAGUUGCAAUUAAUGUGAAUUUUUAUCGCUUCGAAACGGUAUGACUAUUAUUUUAGGCGACGAGUUUUUUAGUUAUAAUUUUUUUUUUGACCUAUAUCGCCCGUGUUAUACGAAUACUGCGAUAGGUUAAACGAAACAUAUAUCUACAUAGGCUUAAAAGUGAUUGGGUCAAUUUAUGCCACAAUUAUGUGUCGAUCUCAAACACUUGUAACUCGUACUAUUUAAGUAUCUCUCCCAAAUAUUUCAUGGGAAUUAGUAGCAUUCGUUUACUGCAGGGUGUACUGAUUGCUUUUAUAAUUGGUUGGUAUAGAUAUGUGAUUUGGAUGGUUAAUUAUAAGAUUAUUAAAUAACUACUCGACUGCCAAUGAAUUGUCUCGUUUGUAUCAAUCAAUCACUUUGUCGGUACAUAACUAAACUAUUUAAUAGUUACUACUCUUAUGUGCAAGUACAUGAAGCAAUGUCUCUCAUUGUUAAUUCGAUGUUUCCAAAUAUUUGCCAAUAAUUUCAAGUUAUGGAUGUAUCUUUAAUUUGUUUUAAUAAAUGAAUCACUUUUAGUGUACAAAAAAAUAAUUAAAAUGAUGUAUUUUUUAAAGUUGUCAUUGUUUUCAUUAUAAAUAUUCGUAUAGAGAACAAACGCGCAGGUUUAAAAUUUGUAUUAGUGGAACUGUGUACAAAUGUUAAAUGACAUUUUAUAAACGGAGUCUAAGACAAAAAUAUGUAUAAGUUUCCAAACAAAAUAGCCAUCGCUCCUUUCUAAUUGUAUUUGAUAAACAACAACAUAUAUGAAUGCAAUGUGUACAAAACAAAAACUGAGAGCUGAUUCUAUUUAAAUUUCAACAUUUUACAUUUCUAACAACUAAUUACUUCAUUAUUUGUGAAUUUUAGUCUGAAAUGUGAGGUUAUUUAGAAUGUAUUUUUUCAUACUUUGAACAAAUUCUUUGAAAUAGCCUAGGAUAAGUACGUCUAUAAUUGGUAUAGCAUUCAGGUAAAAAUUAAAUGAGCUCUUUGGAUCUAGUCGUCAUUUCUGAAAUCAAUAGUACUUAUGAAUACAGUCUCUAAAGGUAUCGAGUUUAUUUAAUAUCUGUAGCUCGAUAUUUAAUCUAUAUAAAAACAUUGUGAUUUAGUUAACUUCGUACCUAUUCGGUCCAUUGUUUAGAUAGUAAAUUUAAUAAAAUUUCGAAAUCUAUCGAAUUUCAAUUGUUUAUGUAUUAGGAGUGCAAUUAUUGUUCAGUUCUAUUAUGUAUCUAAUUAAUAUAAUUAUUGUGGCAAUUUUUUUUUUGUACGUGAGUUAUUUUAUAUAUAUAUUAGACUUUCAUAUUAGAAGCAUAGUAUUUUAUUAUAUAAAACUUAUUUAUUCAAUGAAGAUCUUGAAAAUUAUUUUUCCAUUGCAAUUUUUUUAACUAACAAGUGACCCCGAUUAUUCCUAAAUUCAACAGUGAUAUGUGAUGAGUAUCUUUUUUAUGAAAUCAACAUAUCAAAGUGAGUUGAAAAUAACAAUUUUGAAUAUGUUAACAAUUGUAAUGGACUUGGUAUGUUUGUAUGUGUAACUAGUUGCACCGGACGUGCCAAACCUUAACCAGGCAUUCUCUGCUUCCACUUCCGAUUAUAUAACGACUCGUCUAUCUAAAAUAUUCCGUUUAGUGUGUAAACAGUUAUUAGAUUGUAAGUUAUUUUAUUGUUUAGGUAAUGUAUGUCUUAACCCUAGAAUUAAAGUAUAAAAAAAACUUAGCCGUGUAAUUUUUAGCGAAGUGUAUGUCGCGUGUAUAUGAAUGUUUUGGUGAUACCAUUGUGAAAAAAUGAUAAGAAUUAGAAUUUAAUUUCGUUGAUGUGAAACUGGUGCUGUGAGAUUCAAAUGCUUGCGACAUACAAUAAAAAAAAUGAGAAUCUGUAUUCGUGACUGGGAUAUAUUUUGUCAAUGUGAUUUUGAAAUUAUUUUAUACUGUGACUCGAAAUGUGUUGCUUGCAAGACAACAGCUGUACUCAACGCGACUGAUGUUCCUCGUAACUUGAUGUUCAUAAACUGAACCCUUAUAAUCAUCCUUUGUUAAAAUUUAUAUCAUGGUAUAAAAUAGGAAAAUAAAAAUGUGUGUAACUAGACACUUAAA